Messenger RNA from Rubroshorea leprosula, 1526 nucleotides. Lineage: Eukaryota; Viridiplantae; Streptophyta; Magnoliopsida; Malvales; Dipterocarpaceae. The record is from the annotation of a GenBank genome assembly.
GAGUGGCUUCUUGUCCAUAACCUCUAAUUUCUUGUAAAAAAAAUCUACUAAAUACAAAUCCCACUGUUACUUUAAACUAAAGAGAAAAUGACAUAAAAAGAGUAAUAAAAGUAAGAAAUAAAAAGAUUUAAAAAAAAAAAUUCACCAUACCACCGGUGGAAAACCUCCCCCAUUCUUCCCAACAUCAUUCUGUCUCCCAUCCUUCCAAUUCUUCUACCUUUCUGAUCGAUCUCAAUCAAAUUUAAUUCAUACACACCACAGGUGAAGACCCAGAACUGUUAGUGAUCUUUUCCCUUUGAGUCUUGACCAGCACUCUCACUGUCUCUUUUUCUUCACUUAUUCACCAUCUCGACAAGGAAUGAGAACGGUGGUAGAGAGAACAAUUGAGCUAAAAGUGUCUAGUUGAGGACAAAGAAGAGGGGAGGGGAGGGGAAGGGAAGGUUAGAAUAAGUGACAGUGAGAAGGUGGAUGUGAAUAAAAAGAGAGCUCUAUGCUAGUGGGGAAAGGGAUUAGAAUUAGAAUGGAUGGGAAAGGAAAUGGAAAAAAGCAAAAAUGCCAGCUUAAACCUUCUUCCUCCCUCACACCUGAGCCAGCCCUGCACUCCGCGCCCUGCGCCCCUGCACCAGCCUUGCUCGGCCUCGCCCGAACCAGCGCCCUUGCUUUGCGCCCCUGCCCCCUGCCUGCCUGCACCGCCCUGCUCCUACGCCCAAGCCUUGCGCCUGCACCCUUGCACCCGCCUGAGCCCGCUUGCUGCACCAACCCUGCACGCUGCGCCUGCGCCUGUGCACUUGCUCCUGUGCCCAGCCUUGCUCUGCACUUUCCCCUCUGCACCCCUGGCCUCUGCGCGCCUGAUCCUGCACUCUGUGCCUCUGCCCGCACCCAGCCUGUGCCCCUGCUCCCUGCUCUGCGCCUUGUCCUGUUCUUCAGCAAGAUGGCCCCACACCCAGAAGCCCCGAACAAGAGACAAGGCCAGAGACUCGUCCUUUGCUUUUCCCUGCAGAAAUCAGUAGCUUGUCGAGAGGUUAAAGGGGUUCAAAUUUUGGCGUAUUAGGAAUCAACGGUAAAAAAAAAAAAAAAAGGGUAGGAUCGGAAGGCUAGGAAGAGGAGGAUUUUUGCCCUUGCUCUUGUGGGUAUAAAUAGAGAGUUUUAGGUUAGAAAAGGGGGUUCUUUGGUCUGUUUUUUGGUGUUGGCGACAGUGGUAGAAACGGGUAGUUGUUGGAAGCAUUGAAGGGGUGAUCGAACGGAGAUAGCUUAGCCGAAGAGAGUUUAUAUUUUUCUGGGUUUCCACCUUAGGUAAGCGUCUGGAACUGGGAGAUUUCAGGAGGGGUGGUGAAGGUGAUGGACAGAGCUUGAUCCCGUGGUUGGGAUUCCUCCGUUUGGCACUUUGGCGCCAGAUCUACCGCUUUCCUGGAAUUUCAACUUUAGAUUUUUACUGUUGUUGAUGUCUUGUGUUAUUUUAAUGAUGAGUAUUGAGAUCUACAUGUAAAAUGUUGAAAAAUGUUGAAAAAUGAAUGACAAAUUUGUUA